AUGCACCCUUCUGAGGUUGGCAUCAAAGAAAAAUUUUGGAACUUUUACACUAAGCCCCCUUGGCCACAUAAUCCUGGAUCCGCCACUGAACGGACAUGGCUGGAGUCAAAGAGGCUAUGGCAAGUAGCAGCCCCGUCCAUCUUCAGCCGCAUUGCCCUGUUCUCCGUCACCGUCAUCACCCAGUCCUUCGCCGGCCACCUCAGUGGCCUCGACCUCGCCGCCAUCUCCAUCGUCAACACCGUCAUCAUCGCCAUCACCUUCGGGUUCAUGCUAGGCAUGGCAAGUGCGCUUGAGACAUUGUGCGGCCAGGCCUAUGGCGCUAAGCAGUACCAUAUGUUGGGCAUAUACUUGCAGCGUUCUUGGGUAGUUUUGUUUCUCUGCUCUUUGUUGCUAUUGCCCUUGUUUGUGUUCGCUACGCCAUUGUUGAAGCUCAUGGGACAGUCGGAGGCGGUGGCCGAGCGGACUGGUUUGGUGGCGUUGUGGUCGAUUCCGUUUCACUUGAGCUUCCCAUUUCAGCUGACCUUGCAGAGAUUCUUGCAGAGCCAGCUGAAGAUGGGGGUAAUAGCUUGGGUGUGUGGAGGGGUUUUGGCACUCCAUGUGUUUGUGAGUUGGUUUUUUGUAUACAAGCUGGGGAUUGGGAUCGUGGGGACUACUCUUACCAUUGGUUUUGCUUGGUGGGCAUCGGUUGUGGCAUUUUUUGCAUACACUGUUUCUGGUGGAUGCUCUGAAACUUGGACUGGUUUUUCAACUCAAGCGUUUUUUGGGCUCUGGGAUUUCUUUAAGCUGUCUCUGGCUUCUGGGGUCAUGCUCUUGUUGGAGAAUUUCUAUUAUAGAGUUUUGGUGAUAGUUUCUGGAUAUUUCAACAAUACUGAGGUUGCAGUUGAUGCCCUUUCCAUCUGCAUGACUAUCUAUGCUUGGGAAUCCAUGAUUCCGCUGGGAUUUUUGGCGGCAACUGGAGUGCGCGUAGCAAAUGAACUUGGUGCUGGCAAUACAAAAGCUGCAAAAUUUGCAACCACUGUUGCAGUCUUAACCUCCCUAGCUGUGGGACUUCUAUUGUGGUUAAUAAUUAUAGCCUUUAAUGAGAAGCUUGCAAUGAUCUUUACCUCAAGUAGUCCUGUUAUCACAAUGGUCAAUGACUUAUCAGUCUUGUUGGCAUUUACCAUUCUCCUUAAUUGCAUUCAACCAGUGCUCUCAGGCGUAGCAGUCGGAUCUGGUUGGCAAGCAAUAGUAGCUACUAUAAAUAUAGGUAGCUACUACCUUGUAGGAGUUCCUGUUGGUGUUGUUUUGGGGUGGUUGCUGUUGUUUGGUUUUAAGGGAUUGUGGACUGGAAUGAUCAGUGGAACUGUGGUUCAGACCUUGAUAUUAGUCAUUAUCACCAUGAGAUUGGAUUGGGAAAAAGAGGCACAGAGAGCUCAAAUUCAAAUAGCAAAGGAGGCAACUUCCAAACCAGUGAUCUCAGCUCAACAGUAAUCGUUUGCCGCUUUUCCAUUCAAACUUCAAAGUGUAAUGAGAAGUGACAAUAGUGCCACAGGUAUCAGAAUAUGAUGGUUGCCUGAUUAUCUCUAGUGAGCUGGUACAGAACAAGAGUUACGACAUGACAUGGAUAUAGCUGUUAGACAGACGUUAUCUGCAAGUUUGAAUUCAAAGUCCUUAUCUGUUUUGUGAUAUAAUUAUCUUUUUGAUUUUCAAAUGUAUAGAUUAAUUCCCAUGUAAAUAGGGAUUUUCAUGUAAUCGUUUGUAACUGUUAACCUUGAAAUAUCAAAAUAAAUACAGCUGCACCAUUAUGUUGAUGGUAUGCAAAGCUCA
Prunus avium (sweet cherry) is the source of this 1806-nucleotide messenger RNA. NCBI's taxonomy places the organism in Eukaryota, Viridiplantae, Streptophyta, Magnoliopsida, Rosales, Rosaceae. The record is from RefSeq and is a predicted model, not a curated record.